AUGUCAGAGAGCUCACUGGCAGCUCCAGACUUAUUGGACCCUAAAUCCGCCACUCACAACACCAAGCCCCGCCUCUCCUUCUCCACAAAGCCAAUCACACUGACUCCCCGGGAGGAGAGUGAGAUGGUUGCCACAGUGAUGAAAUGGAAGACGGUGACGGCCAUCUUUCUUUUGGUGGUCCUGUACCUGGUGAUGGGAGCAGCAGUCUUCAGAUCCCUGGAGCAGCCUCACGAGAGUGCCCAGCGUUUGGCCAUUCUCACCCAGAAGCUGGAGUUCCUGUCCACACACUCCUGUGUCAACCAGAGCCAGCUGGAGGAGCUGGUUAAGCAAGUAGUGUCUGCCAUCCGCUCAGGAGUGAACCCUGCAGGGAGGCUGACCAAUCACAGCAGCCUGUGGGACCUAAGCUCCGCCUUCUUCUUUGCUGGGACUGUCAUCACAACCAUCGGUUUCGGGAACACCUCUCCCCACACAGAAGGAGGAAGGAUCUUCUGCAUCAUCUACGCCUUGUUGGGGAUUCCUCUGUUCGGCUUCCUCCUGGCUGGCGUAGGAGAUCAGCUCGGCACCAUCUUCGGCAAGGGCAUCGCCCGAGUGGAGAAAAUGUUUGUGCACUGGGACAUCAGUCAGACAAAGAUCCGGGUCAUCUCCACGCUGCUGUUCGUGCUGUUCGGCUGCCUGCUGUUUGUGGCGCUGCCAGCGGCCAUCUUUAAACACAUCGAGGGCUGGUCUGUGCUGGAGUCCCUUUACUUUGUGGUCAUCACGCUGACCACCAUAGGAUUUGGAGACUUUGUGGCAGGUGGUUCAGAAAUAGAGUACUUAGAUUACUAUAAACCAGUUGUUUGGUUCUGGAUUCUGGUGGGACUCGCCUACUUUGCUGCCAUCCUCAGCAUGAUAGGAGACUGGCUCCGAGUCAUCUCCAAGAAGACCAAAGAAGAGGUAGUGGAGAUCCGAGCUCACGCUGCAGAGUGGACGGCUAACGUCUCCGCAGAGUUCAAGGAGACACGGCGGCGUGUUAGCGUGGACAUCCACGAUAAGUUCCAGCGUGCCACUUCAAUUAAACGCAAACUGUCCACUGAUCUGGGAUUCAUCCCCGGCCCUGAGCUCACCCUGCCCAGGAGGACCAUGUCCGUCAACUUCAGCGACGAGCGGAGAGAGAGCCUGAUCACUCCUCUGGCCCGAAACGGAGGCUUGUUCAUGAACGGUUUGGACCCCGAGCGAGGAGAUAUCGUGGACCACUUCAAGUAG
This is a messenger RNA of Trematomus bernacchii (emerald rockcod), 1242 nucleotides long. RefSeq names its product potassium channel, subfamily K, member 2a (gene kcnk2a). Gene Ontology annotation, cellular component: membrane. NCBI's taxonomy places the organism in Eukaryota, Metazoa, Chordata, Actinopteri, Perciformes, Nototheniidae. The transcript is spliced from 9 exons. Bases 1 to 1242 code for a protein of 413 amino acids. Gene Ontology annotation, biological process: stabilization of membrane potential; potassium ion transmembrane transport. Gene Ontology annotation, molecular function: outward rectifier potassium channel activity; potassium ion leak channel activity. The record is from RefSeq and is a predicted model, not a curated record.